CUUUGUGUUGGUCACCGUUGGCUAUUGCUCGCCUGCCAAAAAGCACCCAAACACUGGCUUCUCACCAUAACAUGGUCCGCAGGAGUAGCGUCGAUGCUUUAAAAACGUGUCGCUGAUAGCUGCAAGCAGUUCUCCGAGGAGUACCAUCAUUUGUUAUUACAUAAUGAAGAAUUACUCUCAAGAAUGACUGAUUCUGUUAGGGUCUGCAGCAACCAACGAUUGCGCAUCUGGAUUUGGCCGAGCCGCUACCACUAGCUAGCGGACAGGCUAGCAGAGCAGAAUGCUGUAGCGCUCUCCUCUGCAGUGAAUCCAAUUUAGUAUCGACUGGAUAAUUUAGCCAGCUGUCAGUUUGCAGCCCUCACUAGUUAGCUCGUGCAGUAGCUGACGUUUAAAGGCCUGCCGAAAAUGUAAACCACCAUGCAAACAAAGAGACGGGAAAUGGCAGUGCCAGUGAUGGCCUCCCCCCUCCCUGUCUCCUUCAUCCUGGUGGUUCUCCUGUUGGCUGAGUCACUUGUGUGCCAGACAGGGGCCUGCAAGGGCCACAGGCAAGUUUUGAGGGGACCACCUGGCUAUGUGACAGAUGGAGCAGGAAACUACUCUGUCAAUGGGAAUUGCGAGUGGCUCAUCAAAGCUCCCAGCAACAGUCACCGCAUUGUCUUGAAUUUCACCUUCAUGGACACAGAGUGCACUUAUGACUACCUUUUUGUGUAUGAUGGGGACUCCUACCAAAGCCCCCUGCUAGCCAGUCUGAGUGGCAACACGGUACCCCAGCCCAUUGAAGCAAAGUCUGGCAAGAUGCUGCUUCAUCUCUUCAGUGACGCUAAUUACCACCUCCUGGGGUUCAAUGCAACUUACACCUUCUCUUUGUGCCCUGGAGCGUGUGGCGGUCAUGGUCGUUGUGAUUUCUCUACAUCAAAGUGCCAUUGUCAUCAGGGUUGGGGUGGGCCCUCAUGUACAACCCCUCUGUGCACUCAAGCUUGUUCUGUGAACGGCCAGUGUGACAAGAAAGGAGAGCGUUGUGUGUGUAAGCCAGGCUUCGUGGGUCAAAGCUGCCAGCUUGGUCUCUAUAAUGACAGCGGUGCAGGGAAGUGGUGGCGUGUGAGUGAAGAAAACCCCUACACACCUCCCAGGACAGGUUCUGCAGGCGUGUACCUCUCCUCCACAGGAGCCAUGUACCUCUUUGGCGGAUUUGAUCUGAACAGAGCUCUUGGUGACUUGAUCAAAUACAAUUUCACAUCCAACCAAUGGGAAAGCAGGUCUUAUGGUCAUUCACCUGUGGCUCGUCAUUCCCACACAGCAGUAGAGUAUAUGGGUAAAAUGGUUAUCUUUGGUGGAGAGCUAGCCAACGGCUCCCUGGCCAAUGAUGUGUGGAUGUACCGGCCUCUCAAUGAUGACUGGCAACAGCUUGGCUUUUCCACUUCACCUGGUGCUCCUAAACUGGCUAAUCACGCUGCGGCUAUAGUAGACAGUUAUCUCUAUGUGUUUGGAGGUCGUACUGAUCAGGAUAUGUUUUCCUCAACUCUGUAUCGGUUUGGCCUGCAUGGCUCUGGACGGUGGGAGACGGUUCAGCCCACAGGUGGGAAGCCACCUGCCACUGCUGGGCACUCCAUGGUCUUCCACAGCCCUUCCAGGACAUUGCUUGUCUAUGGAGGGCACAGGCCUACCACUGCCAGGUUUAGUGUCAGGGUGAACAAAACAGACGUGUUCCAUGUGGAUCGACGAUUUUGGACAUCCUUCCGUUCGCGUUUUGCAGCAACUGGCCCAAGAGAGCGAGCUUUCCAUUCAGCCACUGUCAUCGGAAACUACAUGGUUGUCUAUGGAGGGAAUGUGCACAUUCAUUACCAAGAGGAAAAGUGCUAUGAUGAGGAAAUCUUUUUCUACCAUCUGGGUUGUCACCAGUGGGUCUCGGCAAAGGAGAAACUCGUGUUCACAGAAGGUGGAGAUGCUAUGAGGGGGCGUUACUCACAUGUUGCUGCAGUGAUGGAGGGACGAGUGUUGCUGGUUGCUGGAGGUUACAGUGGCGUUGCGCGUGGAGACCUUGUGGCUUACAAAGUUCCCCUUUUUGUCAGUAGCGACCAAGGUGACAGGGAUGCUGUUUGUGCUGAGGCAGUAGAUGAAAGUAUGUGCCUGAAGAACCCAGAGUGCAGCUGGUGUGAAGGCCGCUGUCGAGAGUACCAGCCCACUAACCCGUGUGGAAGUACUGGUUGCUUGGGCCUCGCUCGCUUCCUGUCUGACUGCCAGUCCUGUCUGGUGUUCAGUGGCACUCCAGCUUCUCUGGCCCGUGCCCCUGGUGAAUUUGGCUGGUGUGUUCAGAAUGAGUCCUGCCUACCAGUGUCAGAGCGAAGUGCGUGCCGUGUGGACCAGAUCUCAGGGGCGUACGGCUGGUGGGGGGAGCGUACCCUUUUCCUAACCUCCCUCCACUCCUGUCGCACCGAGAACUAUGUCCCGGGACUGCACCUGCUCACCUUCCAGCACCCCCGCAACGACUCCCAGCCUGACCAGGUAACCAUCCUCCGCAGCGCCACCACCAUGCUUGGCCCCACCACAGAAAUGGACGUAGCCUUACAGUUUAGGGGGUUUGUCCACCCAUUGUGGGGCGGGCCUCCACCUGCACCCCCUCCUACAGAGACUGUCUCCAUGUGGGCUCGCAUCCAGCGGCUUCACUUUGAGGCUCGAAUGGCAACAGGACCCAACUCCAGCCAGAUGGAGGUGGUGGGUCGCUGGGCAGCUCCGCAGGAAAAGGAGCUGAAGCUCCUGGCUCGACCAGAUGGGAGUCGACUUUUCUCUAACCUCACUCGGGGAAACCAUUACCUUGUUCAGGCGGAGGGCUACCUGAACAACUCUGGCUCAGGACAGACAAGUGAGAUGGCCUUGAUUUGGAACAGAACGUUGCCUGAAGGAAAUGAGAUCAACUUCCUAUUCUUGGAGCCGUACCGCUCAGGUUCCUGCUCAGGGUACAUGUCCUGUCUGGCCUGUCUGUCAGACCAGUCUUGUGGCUGGUGCCCGUCUUUGUCCCGCUGUCUGCUGCGUGACAGCCCAGACCUCGAACCCUGCCCUGAGGGCCAGAACAGUGAAGGGAAGAUGGAAGGUCAGUGCCAUCUGCUGUUGGCACCCCAGCACUGCACCAUGUGUAAAGAGUACAGAGACUGCUCUGCUUGUACUCAGGACCCUUAUUGUGAGUGGCAGAUAAACUCCAGCAAGAAAGGCGACUACCAGUGCAGUCGGCGGGGAAGAGUAGAUGGAUCCAUACGUGAUCCAAGGGGGUGUCCUAAAGUGUGCAACCAGAGAAAGACAUGUGGUGAAUGCCUUUCCAACUCCAGCCAGUGUGCGUGGUGUGAAUCUGCUCAGGCCUGCUUCUAUUUUGCUGCCUACCUCACAAAGUACCCCUAUGGACAAUGUAGGGAUUGGUAUGACAGUGUUCACUCAGUUCCCCAGUGUAAGCAGUGUUCAGCUUUAAACACAUGUACAGAGUGCCUGAGGACUUUCCAGUGUGGCUGGUGUGGUGACUACAAUAAUCCCACAAUUGGAAAGUGCUUGAGGGGAGACUGGGCAGGAAUGGAUGAUCCAUCAGUGUAUAACUGUAGUGUGGCUGUGGCUGAAGCUCGGGCUGCAAACCCUGAACCCCAAACUUCAGCCCCACCGCGCCCCCUAGAAAUGGAGAUGGAGUUGGAGCAUUUGAGUGAUGAAGAGCAAGAUGCAAUCUGGGCCUAUGGCACUUGUCCUGAUGUAGAGGAAUGCAGGCUGGGCCUCCACAACUGUCACCCCUCUGCCACCUGCAUCAACACUCCCACUUCAUAUGAGUGCCAUUGUGAGAGAGGAUUCACAGGGGAUGGCACACUGCACUGCAACCAAACCUGUUACAAUGAGUGUCGUGAGGGCCAGUGUAGCGGCAGCCCACGGUUUGAGUGUGAAUGCUCCCUGGGCUGGACAUCUGAUCCCGCUACUCUGGUUCUGAGUGGUGUAGAAUGUGAUGUUGACUGUGGCUGCAACUUCCACUCCACAUGUAUUACUGCUCCAGGGAUCUGUGAUGAAUGCCAAGACUGGACUACAGGGCCUCACUGUGAGCACUGCCGUCCAGGUAGCUUUGGCUCAGCCCUGGCUGGUGGUAGCAGCUGUGUUCCCUGUGAGUGUAACGGACACGGCGACCCUCUCCAGGGAUACUGUCACAACCAGACAGGCCAGUGUUACUGCACCCACAACACUCAGGGACCACACUGCGAGUCCUGUCUGCCUGGUUACUAUGGAGAUCCCAGGAACAAUGGAACAUGUUACCGCCAGUGCCAGGGCCGCUCUGUCCUGCUGUCCUCCACUUCCUCCACCACCAUUCCACUGUCUUCUUCUUUGGGGUGGCUGAGUGGCACAGAGGGGAAAGGUGGGCUUUCUCAUUGCCUGUGGGUCCUCUCUGUGACUGAGAACCUGGCACCCUGUCUGCCAAGACAGUUUUGUCCCCCAGUAGCUCUCACGCUACACCCAGACUCUCAUACACAUUGUAAAAGUUCGUAUGUCUAUGUGUUUGAUGGCCUGCCUCGUUUUCUGGGUAACGGAGUCGUACAUUCUGAUCACAAUCUAAUUGGAGCAUUUUGUGGCACCACGAGGACUCAGCCUAUCACAGUGGAGGCCACUUCAGGUGUGAUCUCAGUCUACUUUGAAGCCAACGUCACUUCAGACAGACCUCAAGGCUUCAAUGCAUCUUUCUGGGUACGACGGUGUCAGCAGAGCUCUGAGGAUGAAGAUGGAUCUGUAUGUCCGGGUGGAGCCCAGUGCCAAGGUGGGCUCUGCCAGUGCCCUCAGGGAUAUGGGGGACCACACUGUGACCGGCUAGUGUGCCCUCAGGAUUGUGGAAUAGCAGAAGGAAGAGGAACUUGUAAUAUAUCUCUGGGAGUGUGCGUGUGCUCAGAGAGCUGGGUUGGGUCAGACUGCUCUAUUCCUCGAGACUUCAACAGCUUGGUGUGGGAAACCUUACUGGACACACAGAUGACUGUGAACCAGGCCCACAGGUUCCUCCACAGGAUGGGACACUCUCUGGUGUCUGGACCACAGGGCAACCUCUGGAUGUAUGGAGGGCUUUCUCUGACAGAGGGAAUUCUGGGAAAUGUCUAUAGAUAUUCUGUGUUGGAACGUCGUUGGACCCAAAUGUUGACAAGCUCUUUGGAAGAAGGGUCGAUGCCAAACCCUCGUUACCAUCACGCCUCUGCAAUGCUGAGUCAUGAGUCUGGUUCUGGAGCCAAUCACAACUUUAUGUUGGUAGUAGGCGGGGUCACUCAAGAUGGCGUUUCCAUGGAUACCUGGACUCUCAAUCUCAGCAGUUUAGUUUGGAGAGAGCACAAGAGCACAGUGCUUCCUCCAGUGGCAGGUCACACUUUAACUGUACGGCGAGAUUGCUCUGUGCUGUUGAUUGGCGGGUACUCUCCUGAAAAUGGUUUCAAUCACCAUUUACUUGAGUUCAGCCCUCAGUCUGGAAACUGGACCAUUGCCCCCCACACUGGCACACCACCUACAGGUUUGUAUGGCCACACAGCAGUCUACCAUGAACAGACUGAUGCCAUCUAUGUCUUUGGAGGCUACCGCUUUCACGUGGAAAGUGUAGAGCCAUCUGCUGAGCUCUACAGCCUGUAUUACCCCAACCUCACCUGGUCUUUGCUGGCCACCUCUCAGGGUAUUAGUAAGAAGUUGGAAAAUCCAAGCAGUUGACAUCCAUCCAUCCACUUUAGAAAGAUAACUUCUGUAUUCCUGCUGUGUCAUCUCUCUCCUGUGUAGCCCCUGUCCCGUUUCUUCCACGCUGCUGCACUGAUUAAAGACACUAUGGUGAUUGUGGGCGGCAGGACAGAAGCAGAAGACUACAGUAACUCUGUCUCUCUGUACCAGAUCAACUGUAACACCUGGAUACAACCCGUGUCAGCUGUUGGAGAUCCGGUUAAUGGUUCGGUGUCCCUUGCCAUGACGAGCUGGGGCGGUCGUCUCUUCCUGUCAGGAGGCUUCAAUGGCGUCACCCUUGGCAGACUCCUAACCCUGUCUGUGCCCUCUGACCCCUGCGCCCUUCUUCCCACACCAGAGGCUUGCAACACCACCACAGGCAGCUGCAUAUGGUGUAGAGGGAGCUGUGCUUCUUCUGACACUGCUGAGAGAAUGGGAUGCUUCACUGGACAGUCUCCCUGUUCUCCAACCCCUCGUGAGCCAGACCAAUGUCGCAGACUCAAGACAUGCAGUGAAUGCCUUGCACGACACCCUAAAACAUUUUCCAGUCCAUCCCAGCCUGUUUUACAGUGUAAGUGGUGCACAAAUUGUCCAGAGGGGGCUUGUAUCAGCAGCUCUCUCAGCUGUACAGCUGUACAUGACUGUCGAAUCAACCAGAGAGAGAUCUUCCUGUCCAGCAACUGCACUGAGACUAGCUGUGAGGCUUCUGACUGCCCCAAGUGUACAGCUUCUGGAAAGUGCAUGUGGACUCGCCAGUUCAAACGCACAGGCGAAACGAGGCGCAUCUUGAGUGUGAAUCCCACUUAUGACUGGACAUGUUUCAGCUACGCUCUGCUCAACGUCUCACCCAUGCAGGUGGAGUCAUCCCCUCCUCUGCCGUGCCCUCCGCCAUGCCACAGUCUCCAUAACUGCAGCCUUUGUCUGAGCUCCAAUGGCUCUGAUGGGGGCUGGCAGCACUGUGUGUGGAGCAUGGCCCUGCAGCGGUGCAUGAGCCCAUCUUUUGUGCCCCUCCGGUGUGAGGCAGGCCAGUGCGGUCGACUGCUUUCUAGGGGAGACUCCUGCUCUCCCCAGUGCUCCCAGCUCACUCAGUGCUCCCAGUGCAUUGCUAGGCCUCAGUGUGGUUGGUGUUCUUCUCGCGGGGGCAAUGGGGCUGGACGCUGCCUACAGGGAGGACUUGAUGGUGUGAGUGAGGGUGUUUGCCGUUUGACAAACAGCAGUUGGUCUUUCCUCCAUUGUCCAGAGGAGGAUGAAUGCGCCAACGGUCAUCACAACUGUAACAGCACUCAGGACUGCCACGAUCUGCCACAAGGAUACCACUGCACCUGCAAACAGGGUUACAUACUUAGCAGUGUUUCUGGUCAGUGUGAGCCAGUUUGUGCACAAGGCUGUGUGAAUGGGACAUGCACAUCCCCCGGAGUUUGCCAGUGUCACUUUGGCUUUGUAGGGGAUAACUGCUCCUCUCAGUGCAGCUGCAACAAACACAGCAACUGUGCUGGUGUUAACAAACCAGAUGUUUGUUUGGAGUGUCACAAUAACACCAUGGGUAAACAUUGUGAGAAGUGUAAGCCUCUGUUUGUGGGCUCUGCCAAGGGGGGUGGCACUUGCCAUCCAUGUCGGGAAUUUUGCAAGGGAAACAGCGCUGUGUGUCUAUCCCGGGAUGAACUUAAGAAGGCACAGGAUAAUCCACAGUUAUUUCCUCUUGACCCUAACAGCAUUCAGUCCUGGGUGUCUGAGGGUCCUACAGAGGAGAAUGCUGUAUGUGUAAAUUGUCAGAACAACAGCGUAGGAGAUCGGUGUGAGAGCUGCCUUAGUGGCUACUUCCUGCUGCAGGGGAAGUGUGAGAAGUGUCAGUGUAAUGGCCAUGCAGACACAUGCAAUGAACAUGAUGGCACAGGCUGCCCCUGCCAAAACAACACAGAGACCUCCUCCUGCCUCAGCAGCCCCCAGAGUGAUCGCAAAGAUUGCUACAGGCAACAGUGUGCAAAGUGCAAGGAUUCUUUCAAUGGCACACCAGUGAAUGGGCGUCAGUGCUACCGUCAGUUUAAUGUGGACACAGAGUGCUGCUUUGACCCCACAUCGCAGACCAACUGCUUCCAUGAUCCCACUAUUCGCAACCUGCCCAAGGGGCGCACUGUAUUCUUUGCUGCCCAGCCAAAGUUCACCAAUGUGGACAUUCGGGUCACCAUUGAUGUCACUUUUGGUGAGGUGGAGGUGUACGUGUCCAACUCUCAUGACACCUUCAUUGUGGACGUAGAUCGAUACACAGGGAUUCACACCAUCAAGAUCGAGGAGGAAUCUGUAGUUCCAGGGAAAACUGCCGGGACUGAAAAGGAUUCCCCUCCGUCCCCUAUAAAGGUGUUUGCCAAUACCUCAUCCAGCUUUGCAGGUUCUGUGCUCUCCCAAAGCCUGCAAGCAAAACCUCCAGGAGCGGAAAGGGAAAUCAGAGAGGAACGUGCUGAAGGACUCAUCACUUAUAUCACCGUGUGGAAACCCCAGACAGUGCUGAUUGUCCGUGGUGUUCGAGAUCGCGUGGUGAUCACCUUCCCCCAUGAGGUGCACUCCUUGAAAUCUAGUCGCUUUUACAUCGCUCUGAGAGGUGUGGGAACUGAAGAGAGACAAGGAGAGUCCCAGGGCCUGCUGUUUCUGCGACAGGACCAAGCCCACAUUGACCUUUUUGUCUUCUUCUCUGUCUUCUUCUCCUGCUUUUUCCUCUUCCUGUCUGUCUGCGUCCUCCUGUGGAAGGUUAAGCAGUUCCUGGACUUCCGUCGGGAGCAGCGUCGCCACAUUCAGGAGAUGACCAAGAUGGCAUCAAGGCCUUUUGCUAAGCUCACUAUAUACCUUGAGCCGGAAGAGCCUCAGCUCAUCUACUUGCCUUCAUCUGGUGGAGGCGUAGGGGGCAGCACUGUGUCGCUUGCUCAUGCCCGCACAAGCAAGUUAAGUGGAGUAGUGGUUGGCCAGAGGGGCAGAGCAGGACCUGUCUCCUAUAAACAUGACCCAUCCUCCGGACCCACAGCCCAUCACCACCAUCACCUCACCUUGGGUGGAGGAGGCAACAGCGGCCAGCAUUUACCACUGCACUACUUGAACACCCAUCAUUAUGCCAGUACCACAGCUGGCAACCCAGCCUCACAUCAUCACCACCCAUCCACAUACAGCGCUUACCAGCACUUUUGCCGUCCUGACCCUUUCCUCUCUCAGCUUAUGGGCUUUUCCUAUUCCUCCUUCAAGGUGGGGCCCAUUACCCUGGAGCCCACAGAUGAUGGUAUGGCUGGAGUGGCUACAGUCCUCUUCCAGUUGCCGGGGGGUGUCUUGGCUCCAAACCGCGCCUGUCUGGGCUCCGCACUGGUUACUUUGCGACAGAACCUGCAGGAAUACUGUGGCCACGGCAAUGGAGGCGGGCAUCCAGGAGCGGGUGCGGGCCGCAAGGGGCUGCUAGGGCAUCAGCACCUGACCACUAUGGCUAUGUAGAGAAACAAGUAACAUUUUUAUGAGAGAAUAAGUCUUUAAAGUAUUUGGUAUAUAAUAAAUUAAUUUUGAAAGAAACACAGCCACAAGGCAAUGACAAAAUCCAAAAGUAAGAGCAGCUUGAGCAUUUUGAAGAGAUGUACAUAUACUGUAUAAUGAAUUUAAAGUGUCUUUUAUUCUAUUAUGUGUUGCUAUACUGUAUUUCAGUGCUUCACAUGACCAAGCCAGCUGUCUCUAGAAUGCACUACAACUGCUAUACGUAUCAGCAAAAUGCAUCACAUCGUGUCUGUGAUCACUAAAGAGGUAUGAGUGCACUCGACAGAUUAUGCGACUGAAGACUGAAGCUGACUCAUGUUAAAAUUAUUCUCAUUGACCAACAGAGGUGUAAAACCAUGUGCUUGCUUUGGAACCAACAUGUGCUUUAUACCCCCCUCCCCAAAAAAGUGACAAUCAGAAUUACCAUUGAGAACAAAAGACUGAUGUGCAACAUUUUGAUUGUCAGCGCAGGAAAAAAGUCUGAGUUACCUGUGAGAUGGUUUUUAUAUCAUAGUCGAUAUGAAUGAUUUAUUAAUUGUUGCUAAGUAUAUGGCAGGCUUCUAAGCUACACUUUUGUGUUAAACAGACUCUUCAGUAUGUUUCCGCAUAUGCAUUCACUUGCUCUGUUACGUUAUACAUCUUUUUGCUCGUCUGCCUUCACUUCUUGCCUUGUCUGAGUCAGAUGGCUUACACUGAAUACUUGUGUUAAUGGUGGUGCAGCUCCUGGAAGAUGUAAAACUGACAUUUAGAAUUUUCUUUCAUAAGUUGUUUUGAAUUGAGAAGUUGUGAAGGAUCAUGUUUUCAGUAUCAUUUUUGCACUCGCAACACUACAGUAACUUAACAGAACUCGUCCAUUAAAAUGAAGAAAUUGUCCUUUUUAUGAUUAUUUUUUGUUCACAUUAAAUGUGUGUUGGUGUUGGGAUGGUUCAUUGAGCUGCCUUUGUUUUUUUUAAGGCAGCUUGCCUUCUUAGGUGAUUGUAUGCACCAGUCAAACUAUGGUCUAACUAAAAAUAAAUAAAUACAGUAUGAACAGUUACAUUUCAUUAACAGUGGAAAGUUCUCCUGGUGAGAGGUUUGGAAAGGUUUUGCAGCAUUAUUUUAAUUGAUUUACAUGGUCACUGGUUUGUGUUAACGUGAGUAUUUUUGAUUUACUUUUUUGCACUGCACGGAGCCAUAGGGCUUCAGAAUUCAUGUGAAACACAAGAGUGGGGUGUCAUCCAUGCUCGGAUGGCAAACAUUGUCGUGGACGAACUCAGAAUGGUGCUACUGGCGUUUUUUCUUUUUUUUCUUUUUUUUUGGGGGGGUAGUUCAGCAAAAUAAAGCUCAUAUGAAUACUGUCACUGUUUAUAGCAGCCAUGCCCAAAUGAGCAUUAAAAUUGUUGUGUCUUGUAUCUCUGUGUAAUUUUUUUUAACAUGCUUUAUUUUUGUACAUAACUUUUGUUGUGUUUGUAUUUUCAUUUUCAAAGAAGGGAACAGUGUUGUACAAAGGAUUGUGUGAGGAGUCUGUCUUGAGUCGGCUGAAAUAAAGUCUGUGGAACAUGA
Molecule: messenger RNA, 10737 nt
Organism: Oreochromis aureus
Lineage: Eukaryota; Metazoa; Chordata; Actinopteri; Cichliformes; Cichlidae
Product: multiple epidermal growth factor-like domains protein 8
Molecular function (GO): calcium ion binding; protein binding
Source: RefSeq, a predicted model, not a curated record